AAUAUUAGCUCUUGCAAAGUGGAGGUUUAAAAGACGUCGGUAAAUAAUUCUGCAAAUCACAAGUCACGUUGUUAUUGGAAAACCGACUGAUAUUGUGAAUUUGGAUAUAAUUCUAAAGAAUAUUACAAAAUGUUCAGAAACCAGUAUGAUAAUGAUGUCACGGUCUGGAGUCCACAGGGUCGAUUACAUCAGCUAGAAUAUGCUAUGGAAGCAGUUAAACAAGGUUCAGCAGCAGUAGGAAUUAAAUCUAAAACUCAUGCUGUACUAGCUGCAUUGAAGAGAGCACCAUCAGAGUUAUCCUCUCAUCAGAAAAAGAUUUUAGCUAUAGAUGAUCAUGUUGGUGUUUCUAUAGCAGGUUUAACAGCUGAUGCCAGAUCACUCAGUAAUUUUAUGAGAUCGGAAUGCUUGAAUUCUCGGUAUGCUUACGACACACCAUUACCAGUUUCACGACUUGUGGCCAUGCUAGGAUCAAAAUCUCAAAUACCAACACAAAGAUAUGGUAGAAGACCUUUCGGUGUAGGUUUACUAGUGGCUGGCUAUGAUAGUAUGGGUCCUCAUAUAUAUCAGACCUGUCCAUCUGCUAACUAUUAUGAUUGUAAGGCUAUGGCAAUUGGAGCUCGAUCACAAUCGGCUAGAACCUAUCUGGAAAGAAAAUUAGAUGAAUUUCCUGAAAGUAGUCUUAAUGAUUUAGUAAAACAUGCUCUACGUUCUCUACGUGAUACAUUACCAUCAGAGAUAGAACUAACUACAAAGAACUGUUCAUUAGGUAUAGUUGGUAAGGAUCAGAAUUUUACUAUUUAUGAUGAUGAUGGAGUAACUGAUUAUUUAGCAAUGAUUGAAGGAGAAGAACGUGCCCAUCCCCCUCCAGCAGAUGAACCUGCAGAAUCUAUGGAAGCACAAGAUGAUGAUACUCCAGCAGCUGGUCCAGCAGAUCCUACUGUCGGUGGUCCUGAAGUCAUGGACUCUUAAACCCAGUGAACAAACAACACAUGAUAUAAAUAAUCUCCUUAGAUUCCAUUCAUUAAAUUAUAAAGAAUAAUAUCCAUUACAGUUCCAGAUUUUCAGGGACUUAUCAUCUUUACUGUGUCUCAUCAAUUUAUUUAUAAUUAAUGCAGGACAACAAAGACGACUUGAAUCAUCAUCAUCAUUGUUAAUGAUACCAACACUGUUCCAUUGACACAAAAUGAUUAUUAAAUAUUUUCUUUAAAUAUUAA
This is a messenger RNA of Patella vulgata (common limpet), 1214 nucleotides long. RefSeq names its product proteasome subunit alpha type-1. Bases 130 to 969 code for a protein of 279 amino acids. The record is from RefSeq and is a predicted model, not a curated record. Gene Ontology annotation, cellular component: proteasome core complex; nucleus; proteasome core complex, alpha-subunit complex. Gene Ontology annotation, biological process: ubiquitin-dependent protein catabolic process. Lineage: Eukaryota; Metazoa; Mollusca; Gastropoda; Patellidae. The transcript is spliced from 11 exons.